CGGGAAACACAUGUCGUUUGAAAACAUUGCAUGAAAUGAUCAUUUGGUCCACAAUUUGGUGGUCAUUAUUGGAUUACAGUUACAACUGAUCACUGGUGACAAUGGUGAAGCUCCUGGAGCUUUCAAAAUUCAGUUUAGACCGCUUUAUAGUCAACAAUCCGGCCCUUCCUGUCGACUUUAUUAGGAACGCCUACUAUAACGGCAUCGGAAGACACGUGUGUCAACUGCAGAGGAUUACAGUGAAGUUCUGUAAGAACAGUACGGAUGCGAAGGGUGUCCGACAGUUCAUUGAGACAGAUCUGGUGGACUGGAGCCGACACAACCCCGGAGUAGUCGUGUAUCUCAAGCCCCGAAGACACCGGACGCCAGUCAUUGUCACCGAAUACCUCAAUGGUAUGAGUCAUUGGAUGUCUAUCCGACGGUUCAGUAGCCUUGAGAUCCAGUGGUGGUUGGAGUUCCUGAAGGACCGGUCGGGCUAUGAGUUGUCGCAACUGAUGAGUCCCGUGAAUGUGAUCCUACCGUCAGUUCAGGGGCCGUGGCAUCCGUUCCUCAACCGCCCGACAGCUCUCAAUGUGAGCCAAUUCCCCAACAAAGACAGGGGAGACUACAUCCCCGAUAAGCCCACAGCCUCUCAACAACUCUUGCAAAUGGCUAAAGAGAUCAAUACUUCUCAAUAGAAAAGCAUUUUUAUUAUACAAUAGUUUUUACAUUAAUAUCAAUAUUAAGAUUAGGUUUCAUUACAAAAUUGAUUGAAUUGUCAUUAAAUUAAUGACUCAUUAAUGGAUGCAUUAUUAUU
Oppiella nova is the source of this 796-nucleotide messenger RNA. The record is from the annotation of a GenBank genome assembly. Lineage: Eukaryota; Metazoa; Arthropoda; Arachnida; Sarcoptiformes; Oppiidae.